CAUAUCUGGGAAUCAUCUUUCAGCACCAGCAACAGGUAUGACGCGUGAUCCCACCUGCCUGGAACCUAAACUGAUGCGUUUGGAGACAAAUUUUUGCGCUCCCACUUUUCAUCACUGCGUCCCUGCUGAACGGCCACACCGACUCCCCCCUUUGCCUUUUGUUUCCGAGGUGGAGCCUGAUACCCCGACUUCUCCAAACUGAACCGCCGGCUGGAGCAGACGGACAAGAUAGAAACUGGGACCAGCAGUCGUGGCACAGAUCUGGGACGCAGCAGAUCGGGGAGGGACCAUAAAGGCGGUUGCAAAGGAAGGAGGAGGAGGAUUUUGUGGAGCGCUUUGAACGGUUGAAUCAUUUUUUUUACAACACACGGCAGAGCUUCGAGAAAGAUGAAUUCUUUCAUCCUGCUGUCGCUUUUUGCCACGGUUAUCGUCGGAAAGUCACCUCGGCUGAAAUUUGUUGUGCACGAGCCCUCCAGGUUCCACUUCAACAAACCUGAGAACUACAUCAGCAUGUACCACCAGGAGGGGAGCGACACAUUGUAUCUGGGCGGCCAGGCGAUGGUCUACGUGUUGACAUUCACUAACAGAGGGGUCCGCGACCUACAGAUCCCCGCAGCGUCCGAUCAGACUGCGAUUGACACCUGCAAGGCCAAGGCUGCACCACUCGAGCUGGAGUGUGAUAAUUUCAUUACCGUCAUUCAGAAAGUAAAUGACACAAUCGUAGUAUGUGGGACAAAUGCUGGAAGCCCCAGGUGCUGGAUGCUGGUAAACGACACUGUACUGACUGACGUCCAAGGCAACGGGCAGAUAGCAUCAGCCUCUGACAUCUCACCACCCUACCCUUCCCAAAGGUCUAUCAGCUUGCCUGCAGAUGGGAGUCUGUAUUCUGCCAUGUCGUCGGUGGCGGGUCACGCCGGCUCGAUCCGCCGUACGUUUGGCUCCCAGAAACUCCUGAAGACGGAGAACGUUUGGCUGCUGAAUCCGCAGUUUGCUGGUGCGGCCAUAAUCCCAUCUUCACAAAAGUUCAAGGAGGAGAUCUACUUCUUCUUCAGUGAGAUCAACAAGACAGCCCGAGUGGACGAGGAGCCUUACAGGGCCCGCAUUGGCCGAAUCUGCACGGUGGAUGAAGGGGGCAUCAAAGCCCUGCUGGCAGACUCGUGGACCACCUUCAUGAAGGCCCGGGUCAUGUGCGGUGCAGGAACCACACAGCAGCAGUACAACAACAUGAAACAGGCGGUGGUGCUGACCGCGCAGGACAAAAGGGCCGGGGUCAUGUACGGCCUCUUUUCCAACGCAUGGGGCAGAACAGUGAUCUGUGCUUACUCCAUCGAAGAUAUUGACCAGGCUUUCUCCACAUCUAAACUGAGGGGCUACAGCAGUCCAUUCAUUGGCACUCGCCCUGGGAUGUGUGUGCGCAAAAACUCGUCAGUAGGAGGUCCCAACGAAAUCAAGAACCUCGGGGUGAUCAGAUACCACCCAGAGAUCGAAGAUGUGAUCCGGCCCGUCGGUGUGGCUCCGCUGGAUCUGCCGACAGAUGACCAGAUCACACACACCGUGGCUGACAUUGUCCUGGCUGUCAAUGACGAGCACUACAGCGUCCUGUACCUCGGAACAGACCAAGGCAAAAUACUCAAAGUUCUUCACACCAGCGAGGGGGUCUUCAUCAUAUCCCAGUAUUCUCUCUUUCGCAACGAGGGCCCCGUUCUGAACAUGGCCAUCGACUCCCAAAAGGGACACCUGUACGUUGGCACGGCGAUGGAGGUCCAGCGACUGCAGCUGGCUGACUGCGGUCGCUAUGGCGACACUUGCCGGGAGUGCAUCCUUUCCCGGGAUCCGUACUGCGGCUGGGACAGAGCCAGGAGGAAGUGCAUCGCCAUCCCGCCUGGAUACAACGUCACAACCGGGGCACUCAUUCAGAAUCUGGACCAUUCGAACUCCUCCGUUUGUGGGGAAGCUGCUGCUCUGAAGCAGCGUCGAACUUCCCCCAGAGAAGUUGUGGUGCAGUCCAACACUUCCAUCUUUCUUCCUUGCCCUGUGCGCUCCUUCCACGCCACCUACCGCUGGGAGAAGGACAACUGCAUCAAGAACUAUCCUUGCCUCUUCUCCGGGGACUUCUGCGUCCUGGGCCCGGUUGUUGAUACGCCUCUGAAGGAAGGUGUCUUCCGCUGCAUGGCCACCGAGGACGGAUUCAAGGUGGAGGUUAUCUCUUUCAGGCUGGUGAACAACGGCAGGCUCUUGGCUGCCUCUCUGGCCUCCACCUUGGGGCUGUCGAUCCUGCUCGCUGUGUCUACUCUGUGGCUCCAUUAACUGCAGCUAACACUAAUGCUAACCCCUCAUCCUUACUGGCUCCCAAUGACAAAGAAAGACAGGGAGCUGCCGUUAGGAGGUUUGGUUCGCAGAGCACUGAAGUACAUGGUUGAGUUGAACGGUGAAAAAUCACCUUUUUCCAUAUCGAUAUUUAGAGAAAGAGUCCAGAAAAUGUCAGUUGAAUGAAGGAUUAGAUUCUGUAUUUUUUGCAUAAAGCACCAUGUCCGCAGCUGCAGCCGCCUUAAAGGUCCAGUGUCUAAGAUUUAAGGGAUCUAUUAGUAGAAUAUGGCAGAAAUGGAGUCAUACAUAUAAUCACCUGAAUCCAAGAAUUCUUUACCAUAGAAUAAUCCUUUUAUAUCCACAGAGGGAGCUGCUCCUUUUCCACAGAGUCCGCCGGGUUACUACAUUAGCCCAGAAUGGACAAACCAAACGCUGGCUGUGGUGGACACUGGUGUUUUUUGCAAACACGAGGGGUAUUCAGUUGGUUGCAAUCUGCAACCUCACAGCUAGAUGACACUAAAUCCUACACAUUGGACCUUUAAUAAGAUCAGAACUAGAAAACGGCAUCCAUAAACAUUUAGACUAAAGUGACUAGGAGUUACUGUCCAUGAAUUGACAUGCCUUCGAUACAUCUUCAACCAUAAUUAGGUGCUUUGCAAACCUUUCCUCCCUGACGCAUAAAGAUAAACAUAUCGUAUGAGUGGGGCAAAAAAAAAAAAAACACCAAUACCAGGCCAAUUCUUUUUACCAUUUCUCUACUUAUUUUGAAAUUGACUUGAUUGUGCUUAUUUGUGAAUAUAUAAACCUUUAAUACCGCUCUUACAUCUAAUCAUUCACCUUGUUAAACCUCAUUGGUAUAGCUCAUUAGUACUUAGAAAAACGUCUGGUAUUGAGAUUUAAAAAGCCUUAACACUUCUGGGACAUAAACUCCUAAGCACAAUUUUGCAGUCGAGGCAGAAUACUGCAGACUCAGUUGGACUUGGCGCUAUAAUUAGUGCAGCUGAGUCGAACAACAUCGCUGGGAGGAAGUGUCAGCUUUUUUGACAGGAAGUAGGCGGAUGGGCAAGAGCUCAUUCUCGAACAUCACUGUGUCUCAGCACCUCCUCCUCAGAUGAUGCAGUUUCUUGCAUCUUUUUAUCAGAUGGUAUCAGACAUCGUUAUUACGCCUUGUUCACAGCUUUGUCCGUUGUUUUUUUUUGUUUUUACAUGCCGUCGUCUUUCCUCCUCCCCGGAGCAUCAGAAACAAAACGCUCGCUCAUACAGGAUGUGAAAAAUGGAACGUUGCCUGCAGCUCUUUUAGAAAGAAGGUAACAUUAGUAUUAAGGAGAAAACUUACACUCAACAGGAAGCCCAUUAAAUAAUUAAUUUAAUCUCUACCUAAGUUUAAAUCUGUACAUUUUUCUAUCAAAGACGGUGCUUGCAAGUUGCGUGAAAUAGCAGUGACCUUUUUGCCAAUCCUGGGUAAGUUGGCGCCAUGUGUCCAUCAGCGUUUUUAGAAAGAGGAGCUACUCUGCUGCAAAUAACAUCCGAUUUCUGUCAACCCAACAAUGCGUAAAGAUGUGAACAAGGUGUUACGCUACAGCAAUUUCAAUAAACACAUACUUACAUUACCGUAACGGCAGAUGAAGCUGAAUGGAACUGCAUAUUAGGCUUGCAUAUUAUCGUUUUGCUAAGAGAAAAAAAAAGGCUUGUACUUAGACCUGUGAAGUAUGUUCUGUAUUUUAUUGCUCUGCAGAUGCUGAUUUCUACCAUUGCUGCCUACGUGUGUGAAACUUUGUCUUGAUUGUUUGGAUUUUUUAUGCCAUAUUUAAAACAUGAUAUGUAACCAUUGGCUGCUUUUCCUCUCUCCCCAGGGACAUCAGUGCAAAUAGACUAGAUUGUUCUUUUUUAAAUCUGUAUCUCUAUGCUGUGACAAAAAAAAAAAAGGCUUGACAGAUUCCAUCGAGGCGCUUCACUGAUGUACAGCAGCAACCACAACCACAGCGAGAGCACCGACUUUGAUUCAUUGUCAGGCUGCAUUUUUCUCCUACAACAAAACAAAAUGUAAUAAAGCUGAAUGUAAAAAGAAAAGAGUUCAGAAUGUAGCUGCAGUUCAAAAAUACUGAAAUGCCAAAAACCUUAUGUAUACCGAUCAGCUGACUGAAGAAGUAGGUUUGUGCGGUGAUGAAUUAUGCAGUGGAUUAGCAUAUUCUCCAGAGCAUUAUGAAUUAUCAUCAUUCAGUAAUGUUCCAUAAAUCUGGCUGUGCAGAGAGAUGUCAUUAAUAGCUAAUUAGACAAUGGAGCCGGCACGUCACGCACCGUAUUAAAGAAUUUAUUUAACACCACCAGGGAUACGAGCAGCGCGAUGUUCUCAGCUGUGAAGCAGUGUCGUGUUCCUCACUCGGCUCGGUUGUGCGUUGCUGCUCGGGGAUCUGCUUGCUUUCUGCAUUGCACUGACGCGGGCUAUUCACUGUGCCACAAAGCAAAGACAAAAAAAUAAUAAUAAUCAAAAAACAAAGGCUGUGUUGAGCCGCCUCAUCUGCCCGAUGCUUAUUGCUUCUUCUUACGUUCACUUGCAAAACCUCUCGCUCCUUACCUCGCAUAAUAUUUUGUCACAGACAAACCACGAGCGUCUGUACGACUAAACUCAAUCCUACUGCAGGUCUAACAUGCAUAUUAACUGUCUUUGUGUCUCUAUGUCGCCACCAGGGUGGGGAAUUAACACCAGCCACCAGCCAAGUGCUGGUAAACAUUUAGUGGAGGCUGUUAACAUGGUCCAUGCUGCCAGAGACUUUUGGCAGGAAACUAACUCGAUGUACUCGGACGUGCUCAAGGCAUUUUGCAGUAUAACCUCCUUUGUAUUGUAACCAUAGCUGCUGUGUAUGUGCUGUGAUUUGACUCAGAAAGCUGUUAUCACAAAAACCACAAUGAGAGGAGAAGCCAACACCACACAAACUGUGUCCCAGGUCCAUACUUCAACAGAAAACCAAACGCUUAAAAGAACCUGCCUGAUUUUUUUUAGUUUUAUUCAUAACGUGGUAGACGUGGUAUAAUAAUCUCUAUGUCUGUAAGCAAGGGACCAAGAUUUUGGAUGCAUGGUUGGUCGAAUUUGAUUGCAUGCAUGUAAACAGUCCGUGCAGAGAGCAAAGCAUUGGCUGAAAUGCAAGAUUCAACGUUCAAGGAAUCUUUAUUAUCCCAGAGGGGCAAUUCGUUGGAACCUAUUGGAUAUUCUGUGACAACGAUUUCGCUUUUUUAAAUGUAUCUGCAUCUAUAUGCAGAUUUUGGCUUAUUGAGAUUACCCACAGAGGAAGUCUUGGCCUGGAUAUCCAUUUUGUGUUUUCCAGAUAUCCGCCAACUACACUGGCAGCCCCGACAUAUUGGCCGUUGGUCCCAGGGGCUAAUUUGUUGUACGAUACCCAAUAUGUUCAGAGAUCCUGCAGAUGGCUGUCAGUAAAGUUCAGUUCGCAGUGGCUGGAUGGUGAAUGGUGUACAAAGUAUGUGACCAAGUAUUUUUAGUCGCCUAACGAUAAUGGUCCUUCAGUCCAUUGGGUCAAUUGAUGACUUGAACUUAUACUAUAUAAGUAUGGGCCAAUGAUAGUGGUGGAAGACGUACUUGAAUCCAAAAGUAAUACCAAAAAGUUAAACAGAAUAUCUUAUAGAAUGGUCGCUCCCAAAAAGUGUUGAAUAUUAGAUGCAGCAAGCAGAAUCUUAACUGAAGCUCCAGGUGGAGUUUCUUAGUUCUUCUUUUAAUUUUUAGAAAUACACAAAAAAGUAAUGUACUCGAUCGUGGAGGAGGCCUUUGUCUUCCACGGCAGAUCAAGAAGAAUCCUUUUCGGAAUACAUGUCACAAGGAGAAAUAUUUUUGAUUAUAUUUGUCACUAAAGCCAUCGUCCACAAUUGUUAUUUUUUCUUUAAAUUUCUUUCAUCAAGCUUGUUUUUGAGUUGUUUGACUGCACUUCUGUUAAUAGCUCGUUCAUCUCAGUUGUUUGUCAGACAACAGUGUCCGUCAGCGAUACACUUUUAGCCUGCAUGCUGGCAUUUAGAGUUAUAUUGGGUAUUUUGGUAGGUUGGUGUGGAUUUGGGACACCGGGUUGAGGUCAGAUAGUUGUUGCUGUGCAGAGCUGAUUUCCUCUCAGACAGGUGGAAUCAGGCUUUUAACCCAGUCAUCAUCCUCAACUCAACAAGGCUUUGCUUUAACAAUAAAACACACUUUUCCGGCUGGUGAGUGGAAUUUACAGCAUUAACCAACCAACCACAUCUCCUCUGUGUUCAAGUCCUUGCUUUGAUAUGGAUAUUCACAAGGCUGCUUUAUUGAAAUCCGGUUAUCGCUCACUCACAUUCGUCAUCGUCAGGCAGUCUGAUAAAGGCUAAUCUCCUUCAAAGCAAGCUCUUGAUUUGCCUUCAGGAAACCAUUUUAGUGGAUCACGCUAUCUGUUGUAAACGAAUCGAUGUUGAGUGGAGCGGGUCACUGUUUUGUUUGCUCUGGGGUUUUGAGUGUCAAGUACUGUACAUGAUGUGUGCCCACGACUCUGUGUCUUGAUAUACCUAAUUUUAAAAGUAACAUGCCAAACUCUAUUAUUAAAAAAAAGAGAUUUAUAUGCCAUGCCAGUCGAGUGUCAUCUCAUAACAUGUAUUUUUAAAAAACAGAUAUCUAUAGUGCAAUAGAUAUUCAUGUAACAAAUCCAUAUUGACAUGUGUUUCCCUGAACAUGUGCGGUGAAAAUUAAUAA
This is a messenger RNA of Larimichthys crocea (large yellow croaker), 7015 nucleotides long. RefSeq names its product semaphorin-7A. NCBI's taxonomy places the organism in Eukaryota, Metazoa, Chordata, Actinopteri, Sciaenidae. The record is from RefSeq and is a predicted model, not a curated record. Gene Ontology annotation, molecular function: chemorepellent activity; semaphorin receptor binding. Gene Ontology annotation, cellular component: plasma membrane. Gene Ontology annotation, biological process: axon guidance; neural crest cell migration; positive regulation of cell migration. Bases 388 to 2307 code for a protein of 639 amino acids. The transcript is spliced from 14 exons.